This is a messenger RNA of Vombatus ursinus (common wombat), 664 nucleotides long. It is a transcript of the gene AIF1L, whose product is annotated as allograft inflammatory factor 1 like. The transcript has 6 exons. Gene Ontology annotation, cellular component: actin filament; ruffle membrane. Gene Ontology annotation, biological process: ruffle assembly; actin filament bundle assembly. Gene Ontology annotation, molecular function: calcium ion binding; actin filament binding. Lineage: Eukaryota; Metazoa; Chordata; Mammalia; Diprotodontia; Vombatidae. The record is from RefSeq and is a predicted model, not a curated record. Bases 91 to 555 code for a protein of 154 amino acids.
CUGCCCCCAACCACUGCCGCCUCUGGCCAGAGGACUCCACUACCCACUCCACUGACUGCUUUGGAGGUUUCACACCAGAGAGCCACAGAGAUGGACUUCGGCAUGUCUGUAGCCCUGAGCAAGAGAUUCCAAGGAGGGAAAGCGUUCGGCUUGCUGAAAGCCCGGCAGGGGAGGAGGCUGGAGGAAAUUAACAGGGAAUUUCUCUGUGACCAGAAGUACAGUGAUGAAGAAAACCUGGAGGAAAAGCUCACAGCCUUCAAAGAGAAGUAUAUGGAAUUUGACCUGAACAAUGAAGGAGAAAUUGACCUGAUGUCCCUGAAGAGGAUGAUGGAGAAGUUAGGUGUCCCAAAGACCCACUUGGAGAUGAAGAAGAUAAUCUCCGAGGUGACAGGUGGGGUCAGUGAUACUAUCUCCUACCGGGACUUCGUGAAUAUGAUGCUUGGGAAACGUUCAGCAGUCCUCAAGCUAGUCAUGAUGUUUGAAGGAAAAGCCAACGAGAAUGCCCCCAAGCCUGUUGGUCCCCCUCCUGAGAGAGACAUUGCCAGCCUGCCCUGAAAACCCCUGCUCUGCCUGCCUGCCUACUUCCCUGGCCAGCACUCAGCGGAGCUUCUUUUGUCUCCUUGUGACUUUUCUUAUUUGUUCCUUAUUGCUUUGUGUUUUUUGU